Cynocephalus volans (Philippine flying lemur) is the source of this 2794-nucleotide messenger RNA. RefSeq names its product CLN8 transmembrane ER and ERGIC protein (gene CLN8). The coding region runs from base 431 to 1300 and encodes 289 amino acids. Gene Ontology annotation, molecular function: ceramide binding. The record is from RefSeq and is a predicted model, not a curated record. Lineage: Eukaryota; Metazoa; Chordata; Mammalia; Dermoptera; Cynocephalidae. The transcript has 4 exons. Gene Ontology annotation, biological process: lipid homeostasis; phospholipid metabolic process; nervous system development. Gene Ontology annotation, cellular component: membrane; endoplasmic reticulum.
UGUGGGCCGGAGGCGGGCCCGGAGCAGAGGGCGCUCUGGAAUCCCAGGAACAAGACCUAUCCAUGCUUCUGUGGUACCCACCUGGUGACUCAGGGUGACUGCAGCUGUUCCCAGUGUGACAUGGUGACACCAUGGAGGGGCAUCAGGGCUCUGCAGGACUCGAGGAAAGGCUGACUGGCUGCCCAUGCUGGAUCGGCUUUCUACCCUCAUGGCUCAGAGAGUUGAGGAAUUCACCUUGUUCCUUCAUUCCCGGCUAGAGGAUGCUGAUUGGUGCUAACCAAACUCAGAAACCCACAGUAACAGAUUGAAGGUGGAUACAUGAAGAUCCCAAAGACAGCUGCACUGACUUUAUUUUCUUGGGCCAGACACAGUGUAGGGCCCAGAAGCCCUGUGUUGCUUCCAGGAUACCUUUGGUAUACAAUUUAGGACAAUGAAUCCUGUGAGUGAUGGGGGCACAUCAGAGAGCAUUUUUGACCUGGACUAUGCAUCCUGGAAGAUCCGUUCAACCCUGGUGGUCGCUGGCUUCACCUUUUACCUGGGUGUGUUCGUGGUCUGCCACCAGCUGUCGUCUUCCCUGAAUGCCACGUACCGCUCUUUGGUGGCCAAAGAGAAGGUCUUUUGGGACCUAGCAGCCACACGUGCUGUUUUUGGUAUUCAGAGCACCACCGCUGGCCUGUGGGCUCUGCUGUGGGACCCUGUGCUUCAUGCUGACAGGGCGCUUGGUCAGCAGAACUGGUGCUGGUUUCACGUCACAACGGCCACUGGGUUCUUUUUCUUUGAAAAUGUAGCAGUUCACCUGUCCAACUUAUUCUUCCGGACAUUUGACUUGUUUCUGGUUGUCCACCAUCUCUUUGCCUUUCUUGGAUUUCUGGGCUCAGCGAUCAAUCUCAGAGCUGGCCACUACUUAGCUAUGACCACGUUGCUUCUGGAGAUGAGCACCCCCUUUACCUGCAUUUCCUGGAUGCUCCUAAAGGCUGGCUGGUCCGAUUCUCUGUUUUGGAAGCUCAACCAGUUGCUGAUGAUCCACAUGUUUCACUGCCGCAUGGUCUUGACCUACCACAUGUGGUGGGUGUGUUUCUGGCACUGGAACGACCUGGUCAGCAGCCUGUAUCUGCCUCAUUUGGCACUCUUCCUUGUUGGGCUGGCCCUCCUUACACUAAUCAUUAAUCCAUAUUGGACCCAUAAGAAGACUCAGCAGCUUCUCAAUCCAGUGGAUUGGAACUUUGCACAGCCAGAAACCAAGAGCAGUUGGCCAGAAAGGACCAAUGGUCAGGUGCUACAGAAGAAGAAGAGGACAUAGCUGCUCGGCAGCCACCAGACGAUUCCCGCAGUGCCAGCAGAUAAGGCACACGGGAUACUGCAAAGUUCCGUGAAUAAUGACUUUUGUGAUAAAGGAGGUGGCGAAUGUUUUGUGUUAGUUUUAAGUGCAAUACUAACUUUCUCUUACAUUAGUAUUAAUUUUGAAGUAGCCUCAACGUACUUUGAGACCCUGAUUUGCCUUUAGGAACAGAUUUUUGUCAUCAUAGUUUCUUUGACUGUUCUGGCUUAUUCCUGAAAGCUUAACCACAUUGGACCAUGUUUUCCCAAGGCAGCGCAUGCUGGUGAGGAGCGAGGACAGCUUUGUGUGGAUACUUGAAGUGACUUCACACUGCCAGUGCCACACAGUGGGGCAUGGUCAAGUCAGCAUUGAUUUUUUUCUGGUCACACACACUCCAUGUGUCUUACUCAAAAGUUAUAUUCUUUUUAGUUGGAAAGAAUUGGCCUAAGAUAGAAAAUAAUAUGAUUUGUUACCCUUGUUAAAAUUUCCCAGUGUAUGAAAUUUUAAAACCAGGGGUAUAGCAGUGCCAUCUUGUGGCAAAUGGUAUAAAGACGUUGUCAUGGUGUAAUGACCCUCCUGUGGGAGCAGAGGUGCCUUGGAGUUUGCCCAUCCUGAGGUGGGUGUGGGGUGGUCUUGUGGGAGCAGAGAUGGCUUGGAGUAUGUCCACCCUGACAUGGGUAUGGGAUGGUCAAGAUGAAAUCUUGUUAAGUUUUUGGUUUUAAAUCAAGGAACCUAUUUUAAAAUGAGAAUCUUUUAUUGUGUUUGGUAAUCAGAUUUGUCUAGGUUUUAGGGCCAUUUUUAAUUGGCUAAAUUGUCCAUAGUUUCCCAGAUUAGACCCGAAUUCAUUGGUUGGUGUUUCUCUGUAGAUUUCAAGACAAGGUAGUAGUAACUUUAUCCUACAAGCUAUGGGGUAGACCUGGGCACCUCAGAGAUCCUCAGCUGUAGGCCCCGGGCCCACAGCAGGUCUUUGCCAUUGCCUGCCUGAUGAUGGGUUCUAAGGUACAUUAUUUUUACUGUGUUGGACCCAGAUGCAGUUUAUACAUCAAUUUAACAGUUUUAUAGACAUAUGCAAAUUUCAUUUACCAUCAGCGUGCAAUUAAAAUUCAAAGUUGAUUUUUUAUCCAAAGCACCUUUCAAGUGUUUGCGGAAAACAUGUUUAUUGCUCAUGAAAAUAAUGUGUGACGUGUGCUUAUUAUGUAUCAUGGAACUCUCAGAAUAGUGUAUUUUAUUACUGGUACUUGAACUUUAUCGAUUAUAUUUACGUCAAGAUAUAUAAUACCUAUUUAUCUCAUUUUAAGAAAUUAUUUAAGUUUUAAACGUAUCCAGCAAGUUGUAUGCUCCUGAGACUGUUAGCUGAAAGCCCUGUAGCUCCUUGAGGCUCACUCUCUAUGCAGUCAUGUCCUUUCUUGUGGAAUCAGCAGUAGCUGGUGUUUUUCGACUGGGCAGAAAGUUAAUAAAGUAACUGAUGUUUAGAGA